AUGUGCAUGCGACCAAGAGCCCAAGAAGAGAAGGAUUGUCCCACGUGCAGAAGCUUUGGAGCUUCCCUGGUCUUGAGCUCCGCUGGGCUGGUAGAGCUACCGCAUAGCCCAGGCCUGAAUCACGCAGAUAAGCAGAGCGAUGGCCCCGGAAGAUGCAAUGCGCGCUGCAGGAACGCAUUCGUUUGGUUCCCCGUCAUUGUGAGAGCACACGAGCUUUGUGAAUCGUCCAAGAUGCGCUGCGUCAUCGCCCUUGCGCUGCUGGCAACUUCUGCCGUCGCGGCUCCCUCCAAGGGCUACAACACCGGCCAUGGCAACAACAAGCUCAACGUCCAGAUCGGCGACCGCCCGUACUAUCUCAUCAAUAACAUGGACGAUGGUCCCUUGAAGAAGAAGCUCCAAUCUUGUUCCGAAGGCCCGUUCAAGACCUCCGACUUCGUGGUUUCCCACCGCGGCGCCGCACUUCAAUUCCCGGAGCACACAACGGAAGGCCUCGUGGCGGCUAGGAGGCAGGGCGCCGGCAUCCUCGAAUGUGAUGUUGCUUUCACGAAGGACAAGAAGCUCGUGUGUCGUCACGCACAGUGUGACCUACACACUACAACCAACAUUCUUAACACGACUCUCGGCGCGAAGUGUACCACGCCCUUCCAGCCAGCCGCCAAUGGGCAGCCUGCGCAGGCCAAGUGCUGCACCUCAGAUAUCACCCAGGCCGAGUUCAAGACGCUCUGUGCCAAGAUGGACGGAUCCAACGCCAAUGCCACCACGGUCGAAGAGUACAUGGACGGCACGCCGUACUUCCGCACCGAUCUAUAUGCAACCUGCGGCACGCUCAUGACGCUCAACGAGUACAUCAAGAUCGUCGACUCGUAUGGCCUCAAGUUCACGCCCGAACUGAAAACUCCCGAAGUUCCCAUGCCGUUCAACGGGUACACCCAGGAGCAAUACGCACAGGACCUCAUCGACGCGUUCAAAGCGCACAAGAUCGAUGCUAGCCGCGUCUACGCCCAGUCCUUCCUGCCUGAUGACAUCUUCUACUGGAUUAAGCACGAGCCCAAGUUCGGGAAACAAGCCGUCUAUCUCGACGAGCGUGUCGACACACCCGAAGGCUACGCCAACGCCACAGCCUCCAUCCCCGAGCUCGCGAAAAAGGGCGUCCGGAUCAUGGCUCCCGCGUUCUUCGCGCUCACCAAGGUCGAUCCUACCACCAAGAAGAUCGUGCCCAGCGAGUACGCCAUCGCGGUCAAGAAAGCCGGCAUGGACAUCAUCACGUGGUCGUUUGAGCGGUCGGGAUGGCUGAACCAGGGUGGUGAUUAUUAUUUCCAGUAUGUGAAGGAGGUGGUGAACAAUGAUGGCGAUAUGUACACUGUUCUUGAUGUAUUGGUGCAGCAGGUGGGAAUCAGGGGCAUGUUUUCGGAUUGGCCGGCGACGGUUACGUAUUACGCUAACUGUUUUGGGCUGGGACAUUGA
Messenger RNA from Didymosphaeria variabile, 1464 nucleotides. RefSeq lists its product as uncharacterized. NCBI's taxonomy places the organism in Eukaryota, Fungi, Ascomycota, Dothideomycetes, Pleosporales, Didymosphaeriaceae. The transcript has a single exon. The record is from RefSeq and is a predicted model, not a curated record. Gene Ontology annotation, biological process: lipid metabolic process. Gene Ontology annotation, molecular function: glycerophosphodiester phosphodiesterase activity. The coding region runs from base 1 to 1464 and encodes 487 amino acids.